Messenger RNA from Eutrema salsugineum, 1764 nucleotides. RefSeq names its product F-box protein At4g18380. Gene Ontology annotation, molecular function: protein binding. The transcript is spliced from 2 exons. NCBI's taxonomy places the organism in Eukaryota, Viridiplantae, Streptophyta, Magnoliopsida, Brassicales, Brassicaceae. The coding region runs from base 166 to 1359 and encodes 397 amino acids. The record is from RefSeq and is a predicted model, not a curated record.
UUUUGCUCCUUCCAUUUAUAUCCUCUCGCUCCAUGGAUUCCUUUCCUCUUUCUCUCUCCCUCCACAAACCUCUCUUCAUGCGUUAUCUUCUCUCAAAGAUCUGAUUCUUCCUCAAAAACUUCCUCCACAAAAAUUCCUCUUUCUCCAUCCCAAAAUCGUCCUCCAAUGGCCAUAAUUCUCCGUUCAGAUCCGCUCUCUCGGAUCCAUCCCGAGCCUCAAACCCUAGAAAUCGACCACUUCGACCACCUCCCCGAUUCCAUCCUCCUCCUCGUCUUCAACAAAAUCGGCGAUGUCAAAGCCCUUGGUCGAUGCUGCGUCGUCUCCAAGAGGUUCCAUUCCCUCGUUCCCCAGGUCGAGAAUGUCGUCGUCCGCGUCGAUUGCGUCAUCUCCGACGACGAUUCCUCCUCUCUCUCUCCCGAUAAGCCUCGAUCCGCCGUCUCCGGUCCGUUCUCGGCGAUUUUCCGUCUCGUUUUCGGCGGCAUUUUCAAGCCGUUACAAGCCCUUGGUCAGUUACUCGGCUCCAAGCGUUCAUCUUCUGCUUCUUCUUCCGCGUCUUCUUCUUCUUCUUCGUCGUCUUCUUCUUUGCUUAUCAGUGGAGGAGAAGACGGAGAGAUCGAACAUGGCGGCGUCACUCACCAUUCCCCUACGCAGGUUCUCAAAAACUUCGACGAGAUUCGGUUCCUCCGCAUCGAGCUUCCCAGCGGCGAAUUGGGGAUAGACGACGGAGUUUUGUUGAAGUGGAGAGCUGAAUUCGGCUCCACACUCGAGAAUUGCGUCAUUCUCGGAGCUUCCUCUGCGAUCCACGCCGCGAAUUCGAACUCUCAACCUCCCGUUGACCUUACCAGCAACAACACCACCGUAACGGCGACGGCGGCGGCGGAAGACAACGGGAGUAUACCGGAAUCGUUCUACACAAACGGAGGGCUUAAGCUUCGUGUUGUAUGGACGAUUAGCUCUUUGAUCGCUGCGUCCGCGAGACACUACUUGCUGCAGCCAAUCAUCUCCGAGCACAAGACGCUCGACAGUUUGGUGCUUACGGAUACAGAUGGGCAAGGAGUGCUUUGUAUGAACAGAGAUCAAUUAGAGGAGCUGAGGGUGAAACCAUUGUCAGCUUCUUCGGCUUCUAAGAGGACACUUGUGCCGGCUCUGAACAUGAGACUAUGGUACGCUCCUACCUUGGAAUUGCCAGACGGGACAGUGUUGAAAGGAGCGACCUUGGUGGCGAUAAGACCCAGCGAGUCGAAGAAAGAGGUGUGUGAUGUUUCGUGGGUGUCUUCUGCGUUCGAUGAGCCUUAUGGGAUAGCUGCAAAGAUGCUGGUCAAGAGAAGGACUUACUGUCUUGAAAUGAAUUCCUUCUAAGCUGCAAAGAUUUCGGACUUUUGAUCUUGAGGUGAAUCCCAAAAGGCUAAACCAGGUUUUGAAAAGAGAGAAUAGAAUGCAUAAAGAUCAGUUUUGUCAAUUCCCAGCUUAUAGAGACUUAUGACUCGAUGCUCUCUGUUGUUGGUCAAGAUCUAUGAUCUCCUCAGCUUCGAAUCCAGCUGCUUGGUCACCAGAAAGAAACCGCAUUCGCUGGCUGUUUUAUUUUUUUAAUUUUCAGCUCGCAUAGCAAAUCGUUUAAGAGCAAGUUUCUAUCUUAUAAAAAUCUUCCUCGCUGCCCUUUUCUUUCAUUAGCAUGUGAAUAUUAUUUGUAGGUACAGUUGCUUCUCCUUCUCUUUAUAUAUACUUCUCCCAAGUUGUUUAAAUAAAUAAAAUAAAAUUGAGCAA